Molecule: messenger RNA, 366 nt
Organism: Paraglomus brasilianum
Lineage: Eukaryota; Fungi; Glomeromycota; Glomeromycetes; Paraglomerales; Paraglomeraceae
Source: the annotation of a GenBank genome assembly
AUGGCCGGUUCUAAUAUCCAAUCGAAUCACGAAAGCUAUAAAUACAAUAUUCAAUCCGAUCAGCUGAAUAGUAUGGACUCUAACUACACAAAUGGCCUUCAAACAAUUAUUACGGGCGCGAACAUGGAUCAACCGAUUAGUAUGGGCUACAACAGCAUCCAUUCCUACCUUCACAGUCAAACGUCUCUCCAACCUCCCGGUCAAGAUUCUUUUCCUUCCGAUACCGGCCUUUCCAAUCACAACGGCAUUUACAUUGGUGUGAAUGAAUCGUUGAAUACCGAAAAUUAUGGAUAUAUCGAGAACAAUGAAAAUGCGGUCAACUAUUCAACUAUGAACCAUAAUUUGACCAACUACAGUCCACCUUCU